Messenger RNA from Bactrocera dorsalis (oriental fruit fly), 691 nucleotides. RefSeq lists its product as uncharacterized. The record is from RefSeq and is a predicted model, not a curated record. Lineage: Eukaryota; Metazoa; Arthropoda; Insecta; Diptera; Tephritidae. The transcript has 2 exons. The coding region runs from base 103 to 456 and encodes 117 amino acids.
CGAGUAUUAAAUUCUCACAUUUGCGUUUCGCACAAAACAACUUCCCCUUCACUUUUCAGUUGCAAUAAGCAUUUCUGGGAAGCGGGAAGUCUGUUCGAAAUUAUGGCGUCAUUUUCUAAAAUAUUUCUACUAUUGAGCGCAUUUGCAGUGCUGCAGUGCGUGCGUACACAACCGCUGGAGCAAUUCAAUGACACAGUGGCAAACAAUGUGCAAGUAACGCCGGUGGAAAGUACAACUGAGCGAGUGCAGCCGAAAGCCAAAAAUUAUUUGCCGUUGAAAAGAGAACACUGGGUCUUAAUGUGCGCGGCGAUUUCAUUAAUUUUCGUGCUCGCGUCAAUAUGUAAAUACAUGUUUUGGCCAAAUCUGCGCUUUUGUGGCUGCAAAGAGAUGGAUUUGCAACGCAAUAAUAGGGAAUUGCGACCACAAUAUUCUUGGGAUGAAAGUAAUAGAAAGUGAAUUUGUUUUUAGUUUGAUAGUUAUAUGUAGAUAGUAUUUAUGUUAAGGUAGUCAUAAAGAUAAUUUAUACGAAUUUCAGUUUAUAAAGAUAUCAACAUAGACUAGCUCUAAAAAAAAAUUAUUUUCAGCUGCCGCUGACAGAUAUACCCAAUAUGUAACCAUUUUAUAACCAAAACUCAAAUUUUGUUGCAAUAUGAGUAAUUUUUAUUAUAUCAUUUUUCCUUCACCUGUAAAA